This is a messenger RNA of Mycena citricolor, 1079 nucleotides long. NCBI's taxonomy places the organism in Eukaryota, Fungi, Basidiomycota, Agaricomycetes, Agaricales, Mycenaceae. The record is from the annotation of a GenBank genome assembly.
AUGGGGGUCAUCAGAUCAUCUCUCCUGGAGAAACUCCUCGACCGUUCGAUAGGGAUACAAAAACAAAUCCUCAAUUAUAUCCGAGACCCCGAACCUUCGACACGACUACUGUAUACUAUGCCGCGCAGCGAGCGACGCACCGCAAGACUUCCGCCGCCGCCCUUGGUCGUUGGCUAUGCGAUCUGCGUCCAAUACUUCUACGACGUGAUCACCCCCUUGCCCGAUUAUCGCAAGAGAUUCGAAGGCCCAGGUCGCCUGGGACCGAGCCUGGGACCUGACUACUGGCAUCAUUACGCAGAAAAAUUCGAACACACCUCGCAUAUCUUUAUUCCUGUCCGGACGGUGCUGUACAAGGAUCGACACCGCCAGUGCAACGAGUCUCCCUUCGAUCAGGCCCACCUCGCAGACAUGGUCAGGAGGAUCGACUCGUUGGGAGGCGUGCUCGAUCCAUCGCGAGUGAAAUGGAGACAGUUCAAGCCACGCUCGCGGGCCAACCCCAAGGGGUAUGACAACUCGAUGUAUGCAUCUUGUGGUCUGUUUCCUCCUGUGCGACGUGUUCAGUAUCCACCAUCGACUAUCGAGGAUUCCGAAGUUGUUUAACCUCGAACUCUUUCUCUGUAUUCUAUCGCCUUGCUGUUGUGCAAAUCACCAAUCAUUCGCCGCACAAUUCUCUGCGUUCGGUCAAGCACAGGACAUGGGCAGUGUAGCCUGAAAAGUGGAAUUGAAAGGCACUCAGCGUGCUCAAGAGCAUCAAGCUCUUUGAAUGAGAUCAUGCGCUAUUAUGGCCUAUAAGUAUAUCAAAGUGAAUACCAGCGCUACGGAUCCAUUCAGGGGCGCUAAGCGCUCAGGUCGCUUGCUGACGGCUGACCGGCUGGAGCUUCGCUUGAAUGCCCUGGUGUAUAUCUAUCCCUCAUUGGAGGUGCUUGGGUACGCACCGAGCACUUCCGGCUCUGGGAGACGCUUCAGAUCUAGUCACGACUCACGAGUGCCAUUGUGACCGGACGCGUAAUGUCAUAUCACGCGUUAUUCCCUUCUGCUCGGCUGCUAUUACCCAACGAGGGGCUAGUAGUAAUAGGAGC